AACAAACUUUAGCAACUGAAACGCGCCUAAGCAGAAAUGGGAGUAAUUACAAGACUUUUUCAGGCUGACUUCUCUUGAAACUGCGCUAAAGAAAAUUUCAUACUCUAAAACAGUUGGAAAUAGGAGUAAUGAGGGAUUAUCUUCCACCUAAUCCCUUGACAAAAGACAAAGGCGGUAUAUGGGCUCGAGGGGUCAAAGAUGGUUUAAUCACUUUGGGUUCUGAUGAGGAGCCUUCAUUUAGCUACUGUUCUUCAAGUUCGGAUGCAUCCAACAUAACUCUAACGAGUGAAUUACUUUUGAAACGUGGUUUAUUUAAAGAUCAAUCAUGUAUAUGCGAAGUCGAUGUGUCUUGUCUGGGUUUGGAGGGCUUGGAGCCCGAUCUACAUCUAAAAUUUACCUCCCUAAAAAAACUAGUUGCUGCUGAUAAUACUCUUUCUUUAGAAUGUUUUGAGAAAUUUAAUGAUUUAGUGGAACUGGAUCUUUCGCUGAACCAAAUUAACUCACUAUCGAGCUAUUCACACGGAUUUAACAGUUUACAUUAUCUCAAUUUAUCAUAUAAUUUUCUCCAAUCUGCGGAUAUUGAAAAACUCGGUUAUUUGCCAUCUUUACGAAUUUUGUAUUUAAGUGGAAAUGAUCUUCGUAGAUUACCACCGGACUUGUCAGAAACAAGUUCAACCUUGGAUGAACGUAUUGUGUUCAGAUUUGCGAAAUUAGAAAUCCUCUAUUUGGAUGAUAAUAAACUUUCAGAUGCACAAGAUUUUGCCAGUUUAGGCACUCUCCCAAGGUUGACAUAUUUAAAUUUGGCAAAUAACAGAUUUACUACUGUACCAUUAUUAAAGUCAACACCACUAAAAAGACAUCAGAUUACUAAAGCUCAGAAUAAUUCUACAAUUGAAAAUAUAUCGUUUUCAAAAUCUCCCACCAGUCUAAAUGAAACUAUUCAACAUGAUAGCUUGUUAAUUGGUUAUAACGAAAAGGAUGGAGAUAACAAGAGUUUAGUGAUAAAUGGGAGAUCCAUGAAGACUUCAUAUCAUCACAAAUGGAGUUCUGAUGAUUCUUCUGGUUCCAACAAAAAACAGUUGACAAACAAUCUGUGUAAGAUAGUGAACAAACGGUCUUUGGAAAAAACAAAUAAUUUAUCUUCUCUCACAAGAAAGGAGCCUCGGGAACAACAACAAAAUAUAAAAAACUGUUCUCUAUCACUAGAUGAACAUAGAAAUCCGAAUGCUCCACGUGUACGCAUAGUAGACGAAUUUAUUGGUUUAUAUAAUUUGAAGAAGUUAUUUCCUUUAAUUCAUGAUAAGCAAACAAAAUGUAAUCAUCAAGGUGAUUGUAAGUCUAUUCAGUUAGAUUCUGACUUUCAUAUGCACAAAUCAAAUUCAGGAUUACCAUUAACAGCUAAAGAAAGAUCUACACCUGAUCGGACUUUUACAACAGAUGAAUUGGUCUCAUUGGACAAUGAAGAAAAUUCUAUUGAUUUAUCUCAUAAUAGGAUAUCCUGCGAAGAACACCUAUUGCCUAUUGCUGUAUGGCCGAAAUUGAAAGAAUGUAUCAUCUAUGCCAAUCCUAUCAUAAGUAAAUCAUCUAGAAUUCCCCCAUUACUUGAACGUUUAUUAAUACAGCAAUUACAUAUUAAUCUAUGUCGAAAUCCAAUUGAUAAUCCAAAUUUAUUUGAAAUCAAGAAUACCAGUUUAUUGGAAAGAAAUGAAUUAAAUAGCUGUUUACAACAUAUAUCACCUACACAAAAUCAAAAUUUUGGGAAUAACGAUAUCACUAUUGUUAGUAGUGGUACUAAUACAAUGAACAGGUUAUCUCAUAAAAAUAUUCCAAAAUAUAAAAUGGCAUUGAAUAAAGAUAAGGAGGGUAAAUCAUAUCAUUCCAGUAUGAAACCAGUUGUUAUUCGAUAUAAGUUAGACAAAUCAAGUUUAGAUUUAGGUCCAAAGAUGAUUAAAUGUAAUGUAAACCAAAUAUUAGAUAAAAUGAAAAUAUCAAAUCAAACGAACUUAGUUAAUCCAUCACAAUUAUCACUACCAACUACAACAGUAACAUCCAUAGCAUCAGUUAAAUUAUCAAACUUAUCUAAUUCAUCAAUCUUAAAUGAUUCAUUUCAAGAUAAUCCCUCAAUGUACAAUAAAAUUUCACAUUCUCUACAGUUACCUACUAUUGAGAGAUAUAAAACUUUUAUGAAAAAUGAUUCACAAAAAUUAGAUCAAAACUUACCAGAAUUUUUGGCAAAUCUUCAAUGUGACGAACAGAUUGAAGAAGAAAAUGAGGAUAUGAAUAAUUUUUUUACAACUCAAUUAUCAUCAGUAAAUACAACAAAUCCAACAGAACAUCAUACUUCAAAAUUUAGUCAUUCUGAUUAUAUUCAAUUUCAUCAACAAAAUAAUACUGAAAAUGACAAUGAUCAAUCAGAUGAAUAUUGUGAGGAUAAAACAUUAAUUAAAUGUCCAACAACUUCAGGACCGUUAUUAUCUAAUUUAGAAUGGAUUAUUGAUGAAAAACGUCUUCCAAACAGUAUGCAAGCAUGUUUAAGAGAGCUACGUUAUCUUUUACAACAUAAACCUACAAUUCAUGCACAUAGUUAUCAACAUAUCAUCUGUCCACCAUUAACACUACCUCGAGAUAAUCAUCAGUCUAUAGAGUACUCAACAGCAUCAUUAUCAUCAUCAUCAUCACCCAAGUUGAUAGAAAAUGUAAUCAAUUCUAAGGUUCAAGUUUCUUCAGAAAAAUCAUGUAAUCAAAUAUCAUCUAAGAAUAAAAUACCUCCAAGAAAUACCUCGUCAUCGUCGUUAUCAUCAAUGAAAUUGGUUCCAGUUUGUAAUGGUUUAGAAAUUCUUCCUUCAAAACUUAAUUUAAAUCAAUUUACAGGUUUCACUGAAAUCCCAUUGACAAAAGCUUUGAAGGAUGAAGAAAUUCAAAAGAGACAAUUGGAGAAAAUAAGAGCUAAACAAAAUCCUCUUGCUAGAAAAUUGAAAUUAGUAAAGAAUAGUAACCAACCAAAACGUACAAAAUUGAAAGGACCUAAAGAAUUAUUCGAACAAAUUCAAGUAAUCUAUUCAAAUGUACGUGAACAAGCAAUUACUGAAGCACUGAAUACAAUAAAUCAGGAUUUUGAUAAGAAAACUGAACAAAUUUGUCAAAAUAUUUAA
Molecule: messenger RNA, 3152 nt
Organism: Schistosoma mattheei
Lineage: Eukaryota; Metazoa; Platyhelminthes; Trematoda; Strigeidida; Schistosomatidae
Source: the annotation of a GenBank genome assembly